Pygocentrus nattereri (red-bellied piranha) is the source of this 2679-nucleotide messenger RNA. RefSeq names its product solute carrier family 35 member A3a (gene slc35a3a). Lineage: Eukaryota; Metazoa; Chordata; Actinopteri; Characiformes; Serrasalmidae. Bases 818 to 1804 code for a protein of 328 amino acids. The record is from RefSeq and is a predicted model, not a curated record. Gene Ontology annotation, molecular function: UDP-galactose transmembrane transporter activity. Gene Ontology annotation, cellular component: Golgi membrane. The transcript has 8 exons. Gene Ontology annotation, biological process: pyrimidine nucleotide-sugar transmembrane transport.
GGGCCAGACUGAAUGAGGAAACAGUAAAGCUAGGAAGUCACGCACGCAGGACGGUAGAGCUACAGGCUGGGAAUUGCGGCUUUUUACAUGGUGAGCAGAGCAAAAUGAGCAGACACACCGGCCAGGUUCAUGCAGCGCGUUACCAGCGUAAAGAAGGGAGCAAUGAGGAGCAGAAAGGAGGCGUUUAUUGUGAUAUUUAAAGCGUCUUCACUCGCUCAGCCCUGCAGCCUGAGCAGGAGAUCAGCUCUCAGCACUGCAGCCUGAGCAGGAGAUCAGCUCUCAGCACUGCAGCCUGAGCAGGAGAUCAGCUCUCAGUUCUCCAGCCUGAGCAGGAGAUCCGCUCUCAGCACUGCAGCCUGAGCAGGAGCUCCGCUCUCAGCACUGCAGCCUGAGCAGGAGCUCCGCUCUCAGCUCUCCAGCCUGAGCAGGAGCUCCGCUCUCCAGCCUGAGCAGGAGCUCCGCUCUCAGCUCUCCAGCCUGAGCAGGAGCUCCGCUCUCAGCUCUCCAGCCUGAGCAGGAGCUCCGCUCUCCAGCCUGAGCAGGAGCUCCGCUCUCCAGCCUGAGCAGGAGCUCCGCUCUCAGCUCUCCAGCCUGAGCAGGAGAUCCGCUCUCAGCUCUCCAGCCUGAGCAGGAGCUCCGCUCUCAGCUCUCCAGCCUGAGCAGUGCCCUAGUCACCAGCAGCUGUAAACUUCACUUUGUUCUCAGAUUUAAUUUAUUUUUAUUUCAUUUUAUUCAUAUUUUUGACGCCGUUCGUCGUCUUCACCUCUCUUCCGGAUUCUCCAAAAUCUCUGAGCUCCUUUGAGGCCUCACUCCAGACAUGACGUCGGCCAGGCUGAAGUACCUGUCUCUGAGUGUGCUGGUGUUCCAGACCACCUCUCUGGUGCUGACCAUGCGCUACUCGCGCACCCUGCAGUCCGACGGGCCGCGCUACCUGGCCUCUUCCGCCGUGGUGGUGGCUGAGCUGCUGAAAAUCCUCACCUGCGUUGGCCUCGUCUGCAAAGAGCACAGUUACAGCGUCCGUGCCCUCAGCAGCAUCCUCAGGCAGGAGAUCCUUCACAAGCCCAUAGAGACGCUGAAGUUAGCCAUUCCCUCAGGAAUCUACACGCUGCAGAAUAACCUGUUGUAUGUAGCACUGUCGAACCUGGAUGCUGCUACGUACCAGGUCACCUACCAGCUGAAGAUCUUGACCACAGCACUUUUCUCUGUGUCCAUGCUGGGUCGCAGACUGGGUCUGUACCAGUGGCUCUCAUUGCUCAUCCUGAUGGCUGGAGUGGCGCUUGUUCAGUGGCCCACAGACUCUCCAGGCACCCCUGAGAAGGAGCAGCCUGCGGGCGGUUCACCGUUUGUCGGGCUGGUGGCCGUGUUAGUGGCCUGCUGCUCCAGCGGCUUCGCUGGUGUCUACUUCGAGAAGAUUCUGAAGGAGACCAAGCAGAGUGUUUGGGUCAGAAACAUACAGCUGGGUAUGUUCGGUCUGGUUUUUGGCCUGUUUGGGAUGCUGCUGUAUGAUGGAGAGAGAGUACGAGAGCACGGAAUGUUCCAGGGCUACAACUCCAUCACCUGGGCCGUGGUUUCCUUGCAGGCUCUGGGAGGCCUGGUCAUAGCUGCUGUUAUAAAGUAUGCAGACAAUAUCCUUAAAGGCUUCGCCACCUCGCUCUCCAUCAUCCUGUCUACACUCAUUUCCUACUUCUGGCUGCAAGACUUUGAGCCUACAAGCAUCUUCUUCCUAGGAGCCGUCUUGGUCAUAGUUGCGACGUUUCUAUAUGGCUACGAGAGCAAGCCAGCGUCCAACCCCAGCCGAGCAUAACUACCGAAGCAGGAAACCCAGGAGUGGAGGGACCCGAACGUAAACGAGAGGAAGACGGAAAGGCCAAAAGGAUGAUGGAAUGAGGAGGAAGAGCGAAAGAGAGAUGGGGAGAGAAGUUAAGGUGGUCCCUGUGGUGUUCUCCUGAAGUGGCUCAUUUAAUUUGAAAGAAAAGCAGACACCGGUAGGCCCUACUGUGGGCAAAGAGAGAGACUUUGGUCAGCCAGAGGAGCCAAAAUUGCAAGCAUUUUUAUGUCAUAUGAACUCAAACUACUUGAUGGACGCAAGCAAGAUGAGCUCCCAGGAGCUGCGUACACUGUCUGAGGUCUAACACUCAGAGACGCUUGAGUUCAUUUUCAACUUUGAGGCUUGUUUUGGGCUUCUGUCACUGAUUAACUGCCUCGGUUCUGAAUAGGUCACCUGUUCUCCAGCCGUAUCAGUCCUCAGUUGUGAUCUCUCAGACGUGUCAACCAGCUAUUCACCCUCGAAGAAAGCCUGUGCACCCGGGACAUUAAAGAUACAAUGAGUCAAAUGUUCUACUAAAACUUGAAGAAAUAUUAUAAGAAAUUAAUAUUAAAUCUUAUUAGGAUGUAUGGGGUGUUUAUGUAGAUGGGAAGAAAGUGGCCAUUUGCGUUUAUGUGGUGGCCUCGUUGACAUGGGAAGCCACUCUCUGUUCUGUUCACGUGACAAUCAUGUGACCAGCUGUGUGAGUAAUAUACGGUCAGUAGACGUCCUCUGAAAAUGGAAGUGGGAGUUUUAUUUUUGGUCGUAAGCGUGAUUUCUUUUGAUUUUAGAUCUGAUUCAUUCUCUGGGAAUUCAUUUUUGUUAUAAAACGCAUUCUGAAGCCAUUUUAAAAAUAAAGAAAAAUCUGUGGUACA